This is a messenger RNA of Naegleria lovaniensis, 1434 nucleotides long. RefSeq lists its product as uncharacterized. The coding region runs from base 1 to 1434 and encodes 477 amino acids. Gene Ontology annotation, molecular function: GTPase activator activity. NCBI's taxonomy places the organism in Eukaryota, Heterolobosea, Eutetramitea, Acrasida, Naegleriidae. Gene Ontology annotation, biological process: activation of GTPase activity. The record is from RefSeq and is a predicted model, not a curated record. The transcript has 4 exons.
AUGGAAGCAAGAAUACUGCGGCGAACACUCACAGACGAAUUCAAAAGGUUUUGGGAUGAAGACAAAUUGAUGAGAUCGGAGGCAACUCCUUCUCUUCUGUUGAAUGAUUCCUAUGAAGGAAGAGAGGAGCUUCCGUUGUCGAGUGCAGAUGUUUCCUAUCAACAAAUUUUGCAAAUGGCCAAUGUCAAUGAACCGAAUGUAGAAUUGUGUUUGGAUUUGUUGAGAGAGAAAAUUGUAUUGGAGGGAUUACCGAAAGAAACAUUGAAACACAAAAACUCGUUAUUGCUCGGAAAAUAUAAAGAAAAGUGUGAGGCUUGUACUUUAACGUUCAUGACCGAAAAGUGUGAUUACGAGAAGGUCCAAGAAUGUGAGGAACAGUUGAGAAAGGCCUAUUCCUCAGAGAAGGAAGUUUCGAAAGAAAUAUUACCUCGCCUUGAAAAUGAUUUAUUGAACGCUAUCAAAAAUUUUGAAACCAAACGAUUCAUGUAUGAAGAUGAAUGGGAUGAAGAGUCUGAAGAGAAAUACUCGGAAUGUAUCGAGUGUAAGAAAACAUUUAGAGAAAAUAGUAUUCGUAGAAAAGUUUGGCUAGCAUUGUUGAGAAUCAAACAAGUAGAUUUGGAUCACUAUAUUCAAUUGGUAGCCAAAGGUUCACAAGCAGAAGAUUAUGGCAGCUUUUUGAAAGAUAUCGAUCGUACCAUUGGCUAUUUUCCACACUUGGUGAGUGGGAAAAUUACGAAAAACAGACAAAAACUUCUCAAAGAUGAGUUAUUCAAAAAGAUGAAGAGAAUUAUCAACUGCUUUUUACUGACUCACGGUGAUCGCUAUUCGUUCAUUCAGGGAAUGACUGUAUUUUGCUCUUUAUUAAUACUUCACAUGAGUGAAAUUGAAGCAUACUAUUGUUUUGACCGAUUAUGCACAAAAGUCUUUCCUACCUACAUUAAUCCCAAAAAUUAUUCUUUACAAGAUUCAUCUGUGAAUGGCAUGGAAGGAGUCUACGCUGCUUGCAAUUUGGUGGACACAUUUAUACAAAUUGAUGAUCCAGAUUUAUUCAAAGUUUUUAACAAGAACAAAGUAACAGCUCGAUUUUGGGCAUUCAAGUACAUUUCUGUAUUCAUGUGUAGUGUGAUGGACAUUCAAAUUGCCACAGUGUAUUGGGAUUUCUUCUUGUCCACAGGUUUUCACAUGGUUGUUCUGUGUGUCUAUGCAGCUGUGAAAUUGAGGAGAGACGAAUUGUUGCGAAUGAAUGGAAAACAAGAAAAUUACAUCCAAAAUGAGGUCAUUCCAAAUGCCAAUCCACACGAAGUGGUGAGUGAAGUUUGCAAGUUGAUGGAAAGAGUGCCAAAACGAUUUUACAACGAUCUCGUGAAUCAUUUACAUGAUUUGGAUUUAUGUGUGCAAAUUUGUUCUACCCCGGUUAUUGACUCUAAAAAAUAG